Candidula unifasciata is the source of this 3743-nucleotide messenger RNA. Lineage: Eukaryota; Metazoa; Mollusca; Gastropoda; Stylommatophora; Geomitridae. The record is from the annotation of a GenBank genome assembly.
AUAUUUUGCAUCCAGCUGUUAUUGGUGGAACAGAUGAUGAGAAGUUGCAGUUAAGUCAGUGUAUGAAAGACAUUGUCAGCUUGUUGGAUGGAAGUCUGACACAGAAAUUAUCACUGAAAGAAUUAAGACCCACCCUAACUGUAAUGCUGGAUAAGGGAAUAAUCACACAGAAAGCAUACCAACAACUAAUUCUAAUUGAGAACCCAGUUGAAUGCAGCUUAAAGAUGUUAAAAAGCAUAAAGAGAGGAAAAGCUGAUUGGCCACUUGUGGUUUUUCCUGGUUUGAGGAGUCAGAAUCCAGACUUGAUGCAACCCCAGGAAUUUCAUAGAGGGGAGCUGAAUGAAACAAGCGGGGAUAGACUAAUCUAUGUGUCAAAAGAACAGCUAAAUACAACAGAAAUGAAGAUACUGAUGCAGACAAAUAAUUUAGAUGUUACAAGAAUCACAUCUGAUCCCCAUUUUGAGAAACAAAGUAGAUAUUCCUUUUCUGUGUCCGGAUACUCUGAUGAGGAGAUUGAUGAAGAAAUCCCUUCAGAUACGGCAGAUUCUGAAGAAAUACCAGAUUUGAAGCUGCGAGAGUAUCAGAAAGAGCUAGCAGAAAAUGCUGUGAAGGGGAGGAAUACAAUAAUUUGUGCCCCCACUGGCUCUGGCAAAACCAGAGUGGCUACUUACAUCAUUCUCAACCACUUGCAAAAAAGAGCAGAAAAUGAGGAGAGGAAGAUUGCAUUUCUUGCUAGAACCGUACCACUUGUAAUGCAGCAGUACAAAGGUCUGAAAAAAUAUCUUCCUAAGAAAUUUGAGGUGACGCAUUUGACCGGGGAUAGUGAAGACAGCAUGCAUCUUCACUUUCUGCUUAAAGACAUUGAUGUGAUUGUGAUGACACCUCGCAUCCUGGAGAAUCAUCUAAAAAAGAACUGCCUGCCUCACCUGGGCAUUUUUUCUAUGCUGGUAUUUGAUGAGUGCCACCACACUCGUAAAGGAGAACCUUACAAUACUCUUAUGUACUCCUAUCUCAAGACAAAAAAGCUGAUCAGUGAAGCAAAAGAAAAUGGUGAAGUAACAGACAUCAAGUUGCCGCAGAUAGUAGGGCUAACAGCAUCCAUCAGUGUUGAGAAGGCUGUCCAAGAAGACGAGGCAGUAAAUUGUAUUCUUGAAGUUUGUGGUAACUUGGAUGCAGAAAGUAUUUCCUGUGUUGUCAAGAAUGAAGAAGAGCUUAAAAUGACUGUUCCUGUACCUACAGAAAAAUUGAUUAAACUACGAGAAAUAGAACAGGAUGAAGCAGUUAAAAAGAUCAUCAAGCUAAUGAACAAACUUGAAGAAGCAGUUCAUCAUCAUGUUAAAGAAAUAAAUAAUGAUGAGCUGAAGACUCUUCUGAAAAAGAUUCCUUCAAACAAAAAAAGUCAACUGUAUGGUCAGUGGACAGUCAAGAUUCGCAAUAUGGCCAGAGCAUUUCCAAGACAAGAAAAUCGAGAGACUAUUUCCCCAGUUAGGGCCUUGAUCAUAAUCGCUGACUAUCUUUCGGCAUACAAUAAUGCUUUAGAGUUGCAUGACUUAGUUUUGCUGGAACAUGUCUUGUCAUAUUUGGACAAAUGUUUCUCUGAAUUCAGUCAGAAUGAAAACCGGAGCAGUAACGAAAAUUUCUACUUUGAAGACUUUGCAGAACUAAAAAAUCUUAUGAAAACUCGAAAAGGUACUGAAAACCCAAACCUCACUCGUCUGAAAGAAACCUUGUUGAAAUACCUCAUUGAAUCAGGAGACAGAUGUAUAAUAUUUGUACGUACUAGGGCUCUAACAGAAGCUCUGGCUUCAUGGCUGAAUUCAUGUAGUGACGCAAAACUUAGGGAUCUGAAAGCUACUGUGUUCACUGGAACUGCAGCUUCAGUUGAUCAAGGAGGAAUGACCACAGCUGAGCAGGAUGAAGUUAUCCAGCGCUUUCAAUCAGGAGAUGUGAGACUGCUAGUGUCAACAUCAGUUGGUGAGGAAGGCAUUGACAUUCCUGAGUGCAACCUUGUCAUCAAAUACAACCAUGUAGGAAAUGAGGUCACUACAGUGCAGACUCGAGGGAGAAGCAGAAAAAAAGGUGGAAUGUCCAUUCUGUUGGCCAUGGAUUCAAUUAUCAGGAAAGAGAGAAUCAAUCAAGAAAAAGCAAAAAUGAUGGAAAAGGCAAUAAAAAGAAUAAGCCAAAUGAAACGGGCAAGCAUUCGUAAGAAGAACAAAAUCCACCAGCUGCAGAUAAUGAGAGAUGAAGAGAUACAACAGAUUGUAAAGGCACAAGAAGAGAGAAAGCUGCAGAAAAAGGAUUUCAAAAUGGUUUGUCAUCGAUGCAGGAGACUUGUCAUUGAAAGUAAGGACAUUAAAACCAUCUUUCAGACACAUCAUGUUGUAGUCGACAAAGAGAUCCUUAAGCAGACAAAGACCAUUCCUUACAGUGGACCAAAAUAUAUUGAUGAAAUGAAGUUGAUUGGUUCCGUAAGGUGCAUGGGUGAGCCAGAAGAAGGGAAGCACUGUUACAGCAAACUUGGUAGUAUGAUGGUUUAUUCAAAAAUCCCAUUUUUUGUUAUUGGAAUCAAGUACUUUGGCUUUGAUUCCAAUGGACCUCUUGAGUUCUACAACCAGUGGAAGAAGGUGCCUUAUGCUAUUGAUGAAAUUGGGCCAUCUGAUUUUGAAAGAUAUCUGCCUGAUAAAAUUACAAAAGCCAUCUCUGAUGAGAGUGAAGAUGACAGUGAUGAUGACAGUGAUGAUGAUGAUGAUGAUAACAAUCAACCUCCUAACAGUGUUGAAACCAGUUCAUCUACAGACACAAAAGUACCAUCAGAACAGGCAGUUCCAGACAAUCCUGGCAGUGUCACAGAGCAGAAAAUGAUGCCAUCUUCACAAGACAGCAAUAACUCAGUUAGUGGUAACAGAACAGAACCGAAAAGGUUACAGACUCAUUGGGAUAGAGACAGCGGUUUUCCUAAAUCAGGAAGCACAAGAGAUGGCUCAAAGUUUCCUCCAGGUCUCACUGAUAGUAUCACUGCGGUAAAAGAAGCAGUUGGGAAUCAUAAUUUAGUAACUGAUUUGGUUACAAAAAGUGGAAAUGUACCUUCUGCCCAGCCUUCAAUGAUAUCAUCAUUCAAAUCUAAUGAUGAACAUCAUCUUACACCAGUAAUGCCUAUGAGUCAUGUACAACGCAGUGCAGUUCGCAUAGAGGAAGUAAAGUUUCUGAAACAGAUACAUGAAGUUUUGGUUGCUCCAUCAAUUAGAUCAGUCAUUAGUGACUUCAUUCCACAGCCUCCUAGUUUACCACUUGGUGACCCAUCAGCUAGCAUAAAUAGUGAUGACAGUGAGUACUCUGCAGAUCAGUCGUGUAUAACAAAUGAAAGCGAUAUUGCACAUGUACCUCAAAUUUCAUCCAGUGGAAUUCCAGCAAACACACCAGAAGUAAGUGGUGAUAGUAAGGCAUCACAUCAGUCAACUGCAAGCCCAGGAAGUGUUAGUGAGGCCCUGAUUACAAAUGAUAGAGAGGGGAGUGUAGGGGCAGCACUAGUUAGUGCUCCACCCAACAGUAAUGCUGCAGACACACCAGUAGUAAAUAUGGACAUCUCUGGUGACAUUGAAGAGACCACAGUUUUGAAGGUAGCAGAGGUCGAGGGUGAUGCAAAUGACAGUGUGCAGCAAGAACAACUAAGACCAAACAUUGAUGACAGUGAUAAUCUACAGAGUCACACAAGACAGCCCACAAGUGUUCUUGCCCUUUUAUAG